Marmota flaviventris (yellow-bellied marmot) is the source of this 963-nucleotide messenger RNA. Its product is annotated as olfactory receptor 52D1-like. Gene Ontology annotation, cellular component: plasma membrane. Gene Ontology annotation, biological process: G protein-coupled receptor signaling pathway. The record is from RefSeq and is a predicted model, not a curated record. NCBI's taxonomy places the organism in Eukaryota, Metazoa, Chordata, Mammalia, Rodentia, Sciuridae. Gene Ontology annotation, molecular function: olfactory receptor activity; G protein-coupled receptor activity.
CCAUUAUGCACUCUGCAUCUGUGCCCAAUAACACUGCCUUCCACCCUUUGACAUUUCUUUUACUUGGAAUCCCUGGGAUGCAAGACCAGCACAUUUGGAUUGCCAUCCCCUUCUGCUCCAUGUAUAUCCUUGCUUUAGUUGGCAAUGGCACCAUCCUCUACAUCAUCAUGACAGACCGAGCUCUGCACGAGCCGAUGUACCUCUUUCUGUGCCUACUUUCCAUUACGGAUCUGGUACUCUGCUCAACAACAUUGCCCAAAAUGCUAACAAUCUUUUGGCUUAGGUCCCACAUAAUUUCCUACCAAGGCUGCCUCACCCAGAUGUUUUUUGUUCAUGCAGUCUUUGCCACAGAGUCAGCUGUUCUGCUAGCCAUGGCUUUUGAUCGUUAUGUGGCUAUCUGCCGUCCACUACAUUAUAUGUCCAUCCUCAACGCCACCAUGAUUGGGAAGAUUGGCCUGGCGUGUGUUAUCCGUGGUCUUCUCUUUGUCUUCCCAUUUGUCAUCCUCAUCGAACGCUUACCCUUCUGUGGACAUCGCAUCAUCCCCCACACCUACUGUGAGCACAUGGGCAUAGCCAAGCUGGCCUGUGCCAGCAUCAAGCCCAACAACAUCUAUGGUCUUACUGUAGCUCUCUCAAUCACUGGCAUGGAUGUGGUCCUCAUCGCCACCUCCUACAUCCUGAUCCUGCAGGCUGUGCUGCGAUUGCCCUCCAAGGAUGCUCAAUUCCGAGCAUUUAGCACUUGUGGAGCCCACAUUUGUGUGAUUCUUGUCUUCUAUAUCCCUGCCUUCUUCUCCUUUUUUACCCACCGCUUUGGCCACCAAGUACCCCCUCAGGUCCACAUUGUACUUGCAAAUCUUUAUCUCCUUGUGCCCCCUGUUCUCAAUCCCCUGGUCUAUGGCAUUAAUACCAAACAGAUUCGUCUGAGAAUAUUUGACUUUUUUAUAGGGAGAAGGUAACUAUACU